Molecule: messenger RNA, 561 nt
Organism: Python bivittatus (Burmese python)
Lineage: Eukaryota; Metazoa; Chordata; Lepidosauria; Squamata; Pythonidae
Source: RefSeq, a predicted model, not a curated record
UGGUGCCAGAAGUACCAGACGAUCGAUUUGCUGAAGGAGGGUUUCUGGCAGGAUCUCCUGGACGUUUACCAACCUGAUGUUUUUGUCUCUGACUGGUGGGGUGGUCGUGAGGACUGCGGCUGUCGCUACGAACUCUCUGUGGCCCUCCUGGCAGCUGAUAAGAGAACUGAAAUUGCGCUUUUCAAAGCCCAGCCAGAUCCCAUCCCUCAGUGGAAUGACGCCUCAUACCAACAGGUAACCCACACAUUUAGACGAUACGGCCCUGGAGUUCGCUACAUAUGCUUUAGACACAAAGGGAUCGACACACAGUACUGGAAAGGACACUACGGUGCCCGGGUGACAAACUCCUCCGUCGUCGUCCAGUUUGCCCUGGAGUCUCCAUGAUCCCUCGCUUGGCAGCCAGCCUCUCUUCUGCCCAUUCUUCCAAGCACUCCAGCUCAGUUUUGCCUCUGAAAUUGUAUUUCUGAACUGGUGGAUGAUGAGAGGGAAACUCUUCAGGAGGUGUAAGGAAUCCCAAAAACAUUUUUGUAUAUAAUAUUAAAAUAAACAAUCACUCUAUUU